This is a messenger RNA of Pseudozyma flocculosa PF-1, 1260 nucleotides long. RefSeq lists its product as uncharacterized. The transcript is spliced from 2 exons. NCBI's taxonomy places the organism in Eukaryota, Fungi, Basidiomycota, Ustilaginomycetes, Ustilaginales, Ustilaginaceae. Bases 1 to 1260 code for a protein of 419 amino acids. The record is from RefSeq and is a predicted model, not a curated record. Gene Ontology annotation, molecular function: hydrolase activity.
AUGCACAGCCUCAACGUCGUCGGCAUCAAGCUCGUGCGGCGCAUCGUGCCCCUCGCCCAAAAGGUCCUCACCCCCAAGCAGCCCCCGCCGCCGAAACCCAGCACCACGGCCUACAUCCCCUCUCCUGCCAUCCAGCCUUCAUCCAACGGCGAUGGCGGCAAGAACCAGACGGAAUCAUCGACUGCAGCCGGCGAGCCACAGCCGUCCUCACCUUCCUCUCCUAGCGGCAGCGGCGGCAAGUCGUCGGCCCAGAAGCCGCGACGACACCUCAAGGCCGACAUCUACCUGCCCGCGACGUCGGAUGCCGCCUCGUCGCCGCCGCGCAACGCCGUGCUGCCCAUCGUCAUCAACCUGCACGGCUCCGGAUUCUGCUUCCACGCGCACGGCGAAGACGCCCGCUUCUGCUCGCAGCUCGCCACCUCGCUCCCCGCCGUCGUCAUCGACGUCGACUACAGCCACGCCCCCGAGCACCCGUGGCCCGCGGCCGUCGAGGACGUCGACGCCACCAUCGCCUGGGCCCGCACGUUUGCGCGCGAGGGUCGCAAGAGCCGUCAGAAGUUUGGCGGCGGUGACGUCGAGUGGGAAUGGGACGAGAGGAGGAUCGCCCUGACAGGGUUUAGCUCGGGCGCCAACCUUGCGCUGAUUGGCGGCACGCGCAAGCCCCACAAUGGCGGCGUGCAGGCCGUCGUCGCCUUUUACCCCUCCACCAACCUGGCCGAGUCGCCGUGGGACAAGCCGCAGCUGGCGCCCGAGGCUGGGGCGGCGGGCGGUGUGAUGCCGCCGUGGCUGCGGUACAUGCUGUACGAGUGCUACGUACCGGCGCACCUGGCUCCGGACCGCAAGGACCCCAACAUCUCGCCGCUCUACGCCGCGCCGUCGUCGUUCCCGCCGAGCGUGACGAUCAUCAACUGCGAGCGAGACUCGCUGGCGCGGGAAGCGGCGCAGCUGGCCGAGCGGCUGCACAAGGCGUGCACCGGCGGCGACGGCGAUCGCGAUCGCGACGGCGACGGCGAUGGUGAUAGGUACGAUGGCGAUGUGACGCUGUGGACGGCGCAGGGGCAGGGACACAACUGGGACAAGAUGACCAAGCAGGACAGCGAGCCGGCCAAGAUGCGCGACGAGGCGUACCGGCUGGCGGUGCGGAGGAUUCGGGAUGCGUUUGCCCUCGUCGCUGUGGGAGCCGACGAGAUGCGCGACGAUGAUGAUGAUGACGACGACGACGACGACGAGAUGGAGAGCGGGCGGCAGGACGAGGCUUGA